Trematosphaeria pertusa is the source of this 1511-nucleotide messenger RNA. RefSeq lists its product as uncharacterized. The transcript is spliced from 2 exons. Bases 1 to 1452 code for a protein of 483 amino acids. The record is from RefSeq and is a predicted model, not a curated record. NCBI's taxonomy places the organism in Eukaryota, Fungi, Ascomycota, Dothideomycetes, Pleosporales, Trematosphaeriaceae.
AUGGAACUGGUCGUAGUGGAGACAGACGAGCUUGGGUCUGAGGCAGCGGAGGCCGCUGUAUCAGCCGCAGCCAGUGUUGCUCCCAUUGCGGGGAAGGAAAACGUCCUAUCUCCACGGAUGCUUGCGAAGAAGAACAGAAAAAUGGAACGGAUCCAGCGGACCAUAUCUAAACACACGGGCGAAAUUCUACACACCAUUUCCGCCGACUCACUCACUCCCGUCGCGGCGAACAUCGCAUGGGACCAGGCGCCCGAGCUCAUAUGCUGUUACAACUGGCAGGACUCUGCCGAUGGCACCAACGCCAUCUUCGUCCCCGGCGAACCGCCAAAGUGGGCUCCUCGCUCCCUGCCGCACACCCUCCCUCUGGACGACGGCUGGAAAUACACCGACUACAACUACGCGCGUCAACCCCGGGACCCUUACGCGCCUAUGUUCCACGCCCUCGGCGCCAUGAAUCCCAGCGUCCAGUUUAUGGACGUCGACGUGAUAGCCGACCGCAACAACCUGCGAACGCUUCUCGAGUUCGUGCAGGGGAAAUACACUAGCCCGUUUCGACUCGAUCUGUACUCUGUUUUCAACACGCUUAUCCUCGUGCGCAAGGAAACCGGCUUCUGGAAGCGCGCCGACGGGAUUGGAUUAGGUGCCAAUUUUGAAAAAGCAUUCACCCGCCCAGCGUCAGGCAUGGAAAACGCGACUAGCCACUACCGCGCGAUCCGCUAUCGGAUGGCCGACGCGCAGUAUACCGAGCUCCCAGAAGCCGAUAAGCUUACCCCUGUCGAAGCCGCCGCCGCCACCGGCGGCACACUCGCCAAAGACCAGCCACCAUUCUUCGACUAUCGCGCCCCUAUCCGCGUACUCCAAAAGGGCCAUAUCGCUCCCAUGUCCGCCAUGGCCGAGCUGAAAACCACCGUGUUCAAAAUCGACAAAUCCAUGAAUGUGUCAUGCAUGGACCAGCUCUGGUUCGGCCGCACCACGCAUCUACUUACCGGGCAGUACGAGCCUAGCACGGGUACCGUGCUCAAUGUCGAAUACCGCGACAAGAGAGAAAACAUCAAGAAGUGGGAAGAGGGCCAGCAAGAAUAUCUGCGCAAACUGGUAAAUCUGCUCAUCAUGUUGAAGAGUAUGCUAAGUGCAGAGAGGGGUCCUUUGAGAGCGCUGGUCUUGGUAAGAGAGGAGAAGGAUGGCCCGCUUCGUAUACGCGAGAUGCAAGAGAAGCACUAUGUGGUGUCAAGGGAAUUCUUUAGCCGACAUUGGCAGCGUCCCAUGCCGCAGCAGUAUGGCCGUGGCCGGGGGCAGUGGGGUGGUGGGCGUGGGCCGGGUCAGUUUAAUGCUGAUCGUGGUCGCGGGCAUUUCGAUGCUGGACGCGGUCGUGGUGAUUUCAAUCCCGGACGUAGUCGCGGAUUUGCGGGAAGGGCUUCGCGUGGCUUUCCAGCUAGAUCUACUCCCCAUUAGACGGCUCCGCAAACGCAUUUCGGAUCCAUUCGUUGAGCCUCCUUCUGUUUUCGCAUUGC